Trichomonas vaginalis G3 is the source of this 261-nucleotide messenger RNA. RefSeq names its product ankyrin repeat and sterile alpha motif-containing protein. The record is from RefSeq and is a predicted model, not a curated record. The transcript has a single exon. NCBI's taxonomy places the organism in Eukaryota, Parabasalia, Trichomonadida, Trichomonadidae. The coding region runs from base 1 to 261 and encodes 86 amino acids.
AUGAAUGGUGAUGUGAAUAUGGCGUUAAAGAUAAUAAAAAACACAUAUUUUAUAAAUCAAAGAGAUAUCAAUGGGAAGUAUCCUCUUCAGUAUGCCCUCGAUCAUAGUGAAAUGUUCAAAUCCCUAGUUUAUGAUUAUGGAUCACGAAGACAGUAUUACUAUCUAGCAGAUGCUUUGGAAUGUGAGCCUGAUGCAAAUGAAUCCAUACAAGAAUUCAUUUAUGAUUGGAAACGUGGUUUUUGGAGACCUGGGGAUGAUUAA